Messenger RNA from Paraphaeosphaeria sporulosa, 1113 nucleotides. RefSeq lists its product as uncharacterized. Gene Ontology annotation, molecular function: nucleic acid binding; zinc ion binding. The coding region runs from base 1 to 1113 and encodes 370 amino acids. The record is from RefSeq and is a predicted model, not a curated record. NCBI's taxonomy places the organism in Eukaryota, Fungi, Ascomycota, Dothideomycetes, Pleosporales, Didymosphaeriaceae. The transcript has 2 exons.
AUGGCAUCCACAUCUUCCACAAAGCACCACCAUAUCAAGGAUACCCCGCUGUCAGGCUGCGGCUGCAUCGACUGCAUCAUGAGCCUGCCUUGGCUCCCUGCUGUUCCUCCAGAGCAGCAGCAUGACAAUGGUCUCCUUCCGUCUGCGGCUCCCGUGUCCCGUAUCCCUGAUGGGAUCUUGGGUUCCGCUCAGAAUGCGACCAAGGAAAUGGUGGCCCAACUGCUGAACAAACAGAACAACAGCGAGGCCGACCACGAAGCUGGCCAACGCAUCACCACCCGCGAUAGGACUGUGUCCUACCAGGCGAACAACCCAGACGAGGUGUGCCGCUACUUCAACACCGGGAUCGACUGCGCAUCCUGGCUCAGCCACUGCCAGCGCGCGCACAUCUGCUCGAAUUGCCAGAGCACCACUCAUGGCGCGCACGGUUGUACGUUCAAUCCCAGCUCACUCAUCAAGGGCAGCUACAUGACCAGCGCCAACCCCACCCCGACCAGCCACCAGCAGCCUCUUGCUCGCGAACAGGUGGUGAUGUGUGCCACUUCCCCACCGGAUGGCCCCCUCUCUACAACCACCAACCUCGUCACUAUCCCACAAGCCCUCACCGCCGCAGAGCUGACCAUGUACCCCAUACCUCCGCCUCGCGCCCCCUUCAGCGACCCCCGCACCGGCAUGCCCAUGUACUUCGUCCCCACGUCCUUCAACCCGUCCUGGAUCUCCAGCGACACCACACCAAACAGACCCACCCGCAUCUGCGAGCUCCACAACAGGACCUCAGGCUGCACAUGGAGCGAAUGCCACCGCCAGCACAUCUGCUCCAACUGCCACUCUCCCAACCACACGCUCCCCGCGUGCACGAACUACCCGAACCAUGUCUGCGAGAAGUUCAACUCCGAGUGCGGAUGUCUAUUUUUGCACUGCCAGCGGCGCCAUGUGUGCAGCAACUGCCAUAGUUCCGCGCACAGCGUGUUCCUGUGCUCGAACUACCCCGACUUUGUGUGUGAGAAGUUCAAUGGGACGGCUGGGUGCUUGUGGGUGGGGUGCAAGCGGAGGCACGUUUGCGGGAAGUGUGGGAAGGAGGGGCAUGGGCAGGCGGUUUGUGAGGGGGUCUGA